Messenger RNA from Cornus florida, 969 nucleotides. Its product is annotated as kirola-like. Lineage: Eukaryota; Viridiplantae; Streptophyta; Magnoliopsida; Cornales; Cornaceae. The coding region runs from base 57 to 509 and encodes 150 amino acids. The record is from RefSeq and is a predicted model, not a curated record. Gene Ontology annotation, biological process: defense response. The transcript is spliced from 2 exons.
UGCUCUGUAAACACUUGGUUAGUUCUUGGAAUAAUUCUGGGUGUUAUUGGAAAGAGAUGGCUCUUACCAGUAAGCUGGUAAGCCAAACAGAGAUCAAGUCUGAUAGUGAUGCGUUUCAUGAAAUGUUCAAAAAUCCACACCGCAUAUCCAACAUCUGCCCUGAUAAAGUUAAGGCUGUUGAUCUGCAUGAAGGUGAUUGGGGAACUGUAGGCUCCGUCAUCAGUUGGAAAUAUGUCCAUGAUGGAAAAGUAAAGAUUAGCAAGGAGAUAAUGGAAGCUGUAGAUGAUGAAAAGAAAUCAGUGACUUUCAAGGUAAUUGAAGGAGACUUCACUGAGCUGUACAAAAGCUUCAUUUUUAUUCUUCAUGUUGAUGCUAAGGGUGAAAGUAACCUUGUGACAUGGACUCUAGAAUAUGAGAAGCUAAAAGAGGAUGUCCCUGAUCCAGCUACAAUGAUGGACAGUUUAGUUAUUAUGACCAAAGAUAUUGAAACUUAUCAUCUCCAAAAGUAGCCACAAAGUGUCAUAGAUUGGUGCUGCUGAGUACAUGAAUAAAUAUUGAGUGAUAUGUCAAAUACUAGCUAUUAUAAGUUGAGGGGUGUAAUGACCCGGUCAUUUUUUUUUUCUCAGAUUUUUACGGAUAUUUUUUUUUCCAUUGUCUUUUCUUUUCUGUGUUUGAUUUUUCGUCAAUUGAUGUCGUGUCGAGUGCUCUAGAAUGAUUUCUGAGGCUCUUUUCCUUGGAUUGACAACUUCUUUUGAGAAUCGUAUCAUUUUCAUAUUUUUAUUUUUUCAGACACUAUUCACUUUUCGUUUUUUUCUCAUUUAUCAUUUUUCCUUACACAACCUCACUUUUUGUGUUCAGAUUUGAUUCCGGUUUUGCAUGCAUCUACGAUAUUUAAAUUCUAUGCCAUAUGUGUUUUUACUUUCUUAGAAAAGCAUGCUAAGUGUUUACUUUUCUUGUAAAGGGUAUGGA